Suillus paluster is the source of this 1022-nucleotide messenger RNA. RefSeq names its product SYF2 splicing factor-domain-containing protein. Gene Ontology annotation, cellular component: Prp19 complex; post-mRNA release spliceosomal complex; catalytic step 2 spliceosome. The transcript is spliced from 6 exons. Bases 70 to 885 code for a protein of 271 amino acids. NCBI's taxonomy places the organism in Eukaryota, Fungi, Basidiomycota, Agaricomycetes, Boletales, Suillaceae. The record is from RefSeq and is a predicted model, not a curated record.
CCACACAAGGUCACGUGAAUGCACCUCCAUGAAAUCUCAAAGGUAGACACAGGCAGGUUAACUUAACAAAUGUCUUCACUAGAUGGCGGCGAAGAGAAAGCAGCGGAGGAGGUCACAAUGACCAUGGAUGAAAGAAAAGCAAAAAUGGAGCAGCUAAGAGCCAAGAUGCGUUCAUCUACGAAAGCUAAUCGUGCUUCCCUCAUUGAGGAGUCUGCCAAAGCCAAAAUGACAGUACGAGAUGCUGCACGACUAGAACGUCAACGGAAACUUGCAGAGGUGUUGCGCACGCAAGCUGAAGCCGAGGAACGGGGAGAGGAUGUGGAACGGCAGAAGAAUUGGGAAUGGACAAUAGAAGAGAACGACAAUUGGGAAAAGAAGAAGGCGAGGAAAGCACGGAGAGCAGACUAUGAGUUUCACGACGAUGCUCAUGCAGCUCGACGGCGCUACAAGAAGGACCUUGACCUAAUUAAACCAGACCUUGUUGCAUACAGCCGACAGAAAGAGGUCGUGCUGGGGUUGGCCCCUGGGUCGCUUGCCAAGUCUGGGAGCAGUUCUUCUGCUCUCACAACAUUUGAUCCUUCAGGCGGACAGAUUGUACCAACCGCUGAACAACGGAUGGCCGCAGAGAGCUUCUACCGAGAUGCUAACACACUGUUGUAUGCCGACAGCAAGCCUACUGAAGAUGCCAUCGAUAGAGUAGUUGGCAAGAUAAACAGAGACAUCGACAAGAAGGGUAAAUUCUCUCGAAAGAGACUCAAUGAGGAGGAGGGCGAUAUUACCUACAUCAAUGAGCGGAAUCGGGUGUUCAACAAAAAGAUUGCGCGAUACUACGAUAAAUAUACCUCAGAGAUUCGGGCCAGUUUCGAGCGGGGAACAGCAUUAUGAUUGCCGCCGCAUCUCAUUGCAGUGCCAUAGGCACUUAGAGCUCGUUCAUCUACUCACUGUAACAUUAAUAUUUUGGGACCUUGUUUUGAUAUCGAUGCGCGACUGCACAACAACUCGGGAUGCAGGGUAAACGGUUG